AUGAAGAAAAAUAAACUCAAUAGCGGAGCUGAUAAGAAAAACACAAUAAAAGUAGAAGAGAAGCAAUCGGAACAGUCUGAGCAGACCCCUGUUAAGGCUGAUUCAUUGGACGAUGAAGAACAAGGUUUUGGUGGAUGGUUGAGAUCGUCGGACGGCCUGGAGACUAUGAAAUUAUUUGUAAUAGCAAACAGUAUCGUGAUGCUCACAACGCUCGUAUACCCACACAUCCAGGUUGUCUUCGAGAUCGUUUCAGAAAUGAUUUUUGGUACGGACCUUGUGUACGAAGAUUGA
This is a messenger RNA of Arctia plantaginis, 291 nucleotides long. The record is from the annotation of a GenBank genome assembly. Lineage: Eukaryota; Metazoa; Arthropoda; Insecta; Lepidoptera; Erebidae.